AUUCCAAAUUCCCUUGGUGCUGGCUUUGCUCCAAAGCAACACCCACCACUACUAGGCACCUCCUCUUCCUAAGAACAUCAUCACCACUACAUUCACGCCUUCACCAAUUCAACCAAAUAUACGACUUUCAUCCGAGCACGCAAUUCGUUCCUGCGACGCGCCCUGCGCUCGACCCGAUACUUUACGCGACAAACACGUCCGCUGAGCACGCACCAUGGCGGUCAUUACCACACCCCAACGCGCUCCCACCAUCCCAACCGACAAGACCACACUGCGCAAGAGCAUCAGCAAAGCGCCACGCACCAAGACGCCUCGCGUACCACUCACGAGCGCCGAGCUCGCCGAAAAAGCGCGCGAGAAAGCGAGCGCCGAUGAGGAGCUCCUCCGCGAGCGCGAAGCCUGCGCUAGCCGUCUGAGGGAAUCGUGGGAAUUGAUAUUUGAAAAGUAUGGGAAGGAUUUUGACGGGUGCGCGGACGAGAUUGAUCUUGACACGGGAGAGCUCUUGGUGGAUAAUGGGUACAUCCGAGGCAUGGUCAGUGAGAGUGAGGACGAUGACGAGGAGAAGUUCCGGUGGGGAGAGCUACUGGCCGGGGAUCUGUUGGCGGAGGGGCUGCAGCCGAAAGAGAACAAUCAGAAGAAGCUCGCGAAGAGGAAGCGCGGUAAGAGCGAGGAGACUAGAUCGAAGAAGAGUGUCAAACUGAGCGGGGAUGGCUGUGAGGAGUGUCGGCUAGGACCCAUUGCGGGCUGCUUGAGAUGUCCGCCGCUGUCGUUCAGCGCCAUAAACGACUACUCGCCGAGCAAGCCAACUUGGUCGCCCGAAGAACAGCAGCCCUCGUUCCCUCCGAUCCCAUCGCCUUCUCCAAAGAAGCCAGCAGUAAUUAAAGCUCGUGCGCCUCCUCCGAAGAAGCCAGCAUCCAUUCCAGCUCGUCCGCCUCCACGGAGUCGAGUGUUGGCCCCAACUCCGUCGCCUCCGAAGAAAGAAGCCCGUAUCGGUCCCGGUUGCGGUGUCUCCAAGGGAGCUGAGGUCGGCAUCAGUCCCAUCGCCUCCCUCAGCAAAGAAAAUACCAACCCAAUCUCCACCACCCCCGAGGAAACAGACGCCAACCCUGGCUGCGCCGCCUCCGAGUACGAAGAUCUCGGGCUCUGUCGCGUCAAUCCCAACGGAGCUGGGAUUUCUAUUCUUUCCAUCGCCUUCCCAAAGGAAGCAAGUAUCAUUUUCACCUCCCUCGCCCCCGAGGGAACAGAUGCCGGCCUCCACUGCGCCGUCUCCGAGCAAGCAAAUCUUGAUUCCCGUUACCACUUCCCCAAAGGUGUUGAGAUUGGGCCAACCGCCGUCAGCUUCCCCGAAGAAACUACUGUCAAUUCGAGCUCCGUCACUUUCUCCAGUGAAACCACUUUCAGUUCGAGCUCCGUCACCUUCCCCGAAGAAGCCAUUGUCGGUUCGAGCUCCGUCACCUUCUCCAAAGAAAGACAUAUCGUCUACGAAUUCCUCACCUUUGAGGAAGCAGACGUCGGUUUCCAUCCCGUCGUCUCCCCCCGUACCUACUGCCAGUCUACCAUCACCUGUAGCAGUAUCCAUCACCAAGCCGGUAUUGCCUUCGUCGCCUGUCUCGUUACCAAGCAUCACCAAUCUUAUGCCCCCUCCGCCGACCCCAUCACGACCGUUAGCUACGCCACAAAGGCUACCAAACUGGGCUACUAG
Tricharina praecox is the source of this 1702-nucleotide messenger RNA. Its product is annotated as centromere protein Scm3-domain-containing protein. Lineage: Eukaryota; Fungi; Ascomycota; Pezizomycetes; Pezizales; Pyronemataceae. The transcript is spliced from 2 exons. Bases 215 to 1702 code for a protein of 495 amino acids. The record is from RefSeq and is a predicted model, not a curated record. Gene Ontology annotation, cellular component: nucleus. Gene Ontology annotation, molecular function: protein heterodimerization activity; histone binding.